This is a messenger RNA of Sabethes cyaneus, 3581 nucleotides long. RefSeq names its product probable RNA helicase armi (gene armi). Lineage: Eukaryota; Metazoa; Arthropoda; Insecta; Diptera; Culicidae. The record is from RefSeq and is a predicted model, not a curated record. Bases 1 to 3507 code for a protein of 1168 amino acids. The transcript has 4 exons. Gene Ontology annotation, molecular function: helicase activity.
AUGUUUCGAUUAGUUGGAAAGCUAGUAUUUGAUUUGGUCAGCACCAUUGGAGGUUCAAAAGAAACAAAGGAAGAACAAAUAAAACGAUUAGAAGCACAAUUGGAAGAUGACAAGCAGGAAGAAGAAACCGAGAAGAAAAGUUUGGAAAUUGUCCAAAAGAAGGAGCCAACAAAUUGCUUUCAGCUAACAGGAACUAUCACCAAGAUUGAAGCCAACUACAUUAUCAUAGAUGACAACUUGUAUGUAGACAAAAAAGUAUUGGAGACAUGCCCAUUUCAACACCAGCUGGAACCGGGCGUCCGAGUUUCAUAUCUGGGCUACCGAGCGACCGAUGACGAACCGACCAAAGUAAUCAAACUUGAUUCUCUACUUGGUGAGGUUUGGGGAAAUAACAAGGAUAUACUACAAACGCAGGAAGAAGAACAAGUUGAAGUGCACGAAAUAGAUGCUACAUAUUUCAACUACAACCAGCGCAGUGAACAAGGAACGGUAUCUGCAAAGCGUCUAGGAUUGUUAACUGUUGAAAUCGACCAGGGAACGCACUCGAUCGACAUGGAUAACUUAACUAUGACAUUCAUUCCGGAGGUUGGCGAUUUCGUUGUUCUGGACUGCAUGGUGCAAAUCGAUGAAAGCUACUUCGACACCCGUGGAAACAUUCUCGAAGUGCGUGGAAUUACACCUUCCCGGCUAGUUCAAGGAACCGGAUACGUGAUGAAAGCUGAUAAUGAAGGAGGGGAAAUUAGAACUGAAGAUGGUACUUACACCUACCUUGCUGAUAUUUGUGAAUCAGGGCAAUUACCGAAUCAAGGUGAUAAAGUUGUAUUCGAAGCAGUAGAAAAUAUUGCGCUAAACUACCGUUGCACAAAGAUUCUGAUCGAAGCUGCUGCGGUUCGGCCUGCUGAAACGAAUAAAGAAGAAACCAAAUCCAAAUUCGACGAUGAAUUCUUUCUCGACAAGCGAGGCAUCAAAAUUACUGAUGAUAUUGUUGUUAAGCUGAAGGAGCUUCAUGAAACCCAGAAGAUUGAUGUUCUUAUAAGUAACGAAAGUGACCGACCUCAUCGUAUCAACCGUUCUUCGUUUAUGUCAAACAAGCAAACUUCCCAGAUGCGCUUAUUGAGCCCAAAAGUGGUUGAUAUUAUUGCGCUUAAACCGGGCGAUACGACUAAGUACUUGUUUGAAAUCACCGGUAACAAUUAUGGAGUAAGCAAAGAAGUUUUCAUGUGGUCUUUCGCAGGCUUCAAAAUUGCUAGGUAUUUCACCAUAAUUGUAGGUGAUGCCGAUAGUAUUCAGGUUCAAAAAGCCAAUGAAGGUACCACUGCUGCACGCACUGCUGCUGGUGGACAUAGACUUGCAGCAUGGAACAUAUACAAACGCGGUGGUGAAGUAACGCCUGGUCAAAAAAUUAGUAAACGUGCCAACUUUAUCGAUAUUAAAAUAGGUGGCUAUCACGUUCCUGAUGACCUCAAGCAAAUUCUUCUGAAUCCUGCCUCGAACCGAAAUCAAAUUGACGAAGAACUGGAUAGAACACAACGUUGCCUACAGCGGCCACUGUGCGUCGAUACCUAUCGCGCAUUAUUUAAAACAUUCCUGUGGAUGGAGGAUGUGCAGUGCGAGAUUUCCAUUACCAGAUUCAAUAUGGACCGCGCACAUUUCACUCGUGAAGAUAGCUAUCUGGCCUUGAGAAUCGAGAACGUUGGCGAAGCGAGACCAUCACUGAUUCCGGGAGAUAGAUUAAUUGCAACAACUCCCUGGAUCAGCCAAAAUGAGGUAGGCAACGGAGCAUUCAUCCACAAAGUAAUGAAACACAAGGUCCUGGUAAAGUUCAGCGAACAUUUCCACGAAAAAUACAAUGGAGAAGAUUACAAGUUAAUCUUCCAGCCCACGAGAGGUGCGUUCCAGAAACAACAUCAUGCCAUAAUGUGCGUUACAAGUGCAUUGGGAACCGACUAUCUAUUUCCCACAAAAACUAAUAUUCGUGAACCAUGGAUCGAUUUGAAACUCAAUGAGAAAGGCAAUUUAGCGACCACGGAAUUCAACAACGAAUUUGAGUGGUUUAAUCCAUUAUUGAAUGAAAUUCAGAAAGAUGCUAUAAAAAAUAUCCUGCGAGCCGAAGCGCGACCACUGCCGUAUGUUAUAUUUGGUCCGCCAGGAACAGGUAAAACAAUGACCAUUAUAGAAUUAAUCCACCAAAUCGUAAAAUUGUCAGCCGACAGCCGAAUCAUGGUAGGAACACCUUCGAAUAGCUCAGCCAAUUUGAUCACCGAACGAUUAAUAGAAAGUAAAGUGCUGCGUCCAGGUGAAUUUAUUCGGAUUGUUGGGCUAAACUAUGUGGAGCAGGAGUUGGUUCCCGAACAUCUGGCACCAUAUUGCGGAACAGUUGAUAUUGCUUCUGAGCGAACGGUUAAGGAUGAAGUUAUCAUUACAGAAUCUGGGCUAAAACACAAGCUACAACUGAAACACUUGGGACGCCAUCGGAUAACUAUCGGUACAUGUGUUACUCUUGGUACAAUGAUGCAAAUUCGUUUCCCAAGGAAUCACUUCACGCACGUUAUCAUAGAUGAAGCAGGACAGUGCCUGGAGACAGAAACGCUGAUUCCGAUGACAUUCAUUAAUAAGUCUUGUGGCACGGUUGUUUUAGCGGGUGAUCCAAUGCAGCUUGGUCCAGUGGUUAUGAGUCCUCAUGCCGCAGAUCGUGGCUUCAAUACAUCUUUAUUAGUUCGCUUAAUGGAAACUCCACUUUAUAAAUCAGACAAAAUUCGAUUUCCCGACACUGGCGGAUUCAAUCCUAGGCUGGUGACUAAACUACGGUAUAAUUACAGAUCAGUACCCUGUAUCUUAGAUCUCUAUAGCGAACUGUUCUAUGAAUCUUCGCUUGUAUCAUGUAUCGCUGCCGAAGGCAGCAUCGAAGCACAGUUCCUUGAAACAAUCUACGACAUUCUACCAGUCAAAUCUACUCAACGUCCUCAUUACGGAUUUGUGUUCUGGGGCGUCAAUGGUGUGAACAAACAAACUCCGGAAAGUCCCUCUUGGUUCAAUCCGGCGGAAGCUAAAAGCGUUUUUAAUUUUCUUCUCAAACUGUACAAAAAGGGUGUUCGACCGGAAGACAUUGGUGUCAUAACACCCUACCAACAACAAGUAAAAACAAUUCGCCGCAUUUUAGAUGAAAGCAACCUUCAGCGGCCGAAGAUCGGAAGUGUUGAAGAAUUCCAGGGACAGGAACGAAUGGUUAUCCUCAUCUCAACGGUUCGAACUUCAAAGUCGCAAUUGCUGAGCGACCAACAACACGCUCUAGGGUUUGUUGCUAGUCCAAAGCGACUAAACGUGGCUAUUUCUCGUGCCAAGGCGUUACUUGUAAUUUUUGGCAGUCCACAUUUGCUCUCGGCUGAUAAACAAUGGCUUAAGUUGCUACAUAAGGCGAUUAAUAACGACACUUAUUGCGGGUGUGAACUUCCAGACCACAUCGUUCCAACAAUCGGCACAAACGGGCACCAUAUUGAUGAAUCAUAGUUUUUUUAUUCAAAUAAAACGGAAAAUAUCUACAUGUAUUGAUUUUUAUUUUAAAAAUAUAUGCAUUAAUUGAU